Spirodela intermedia is the source of this 1519-nucleotide messenger RNA. The record is from the annotation of a GenBank genome assembly. NCBI's taxonomy places the organism in Eukaryota, Viridiplantae, Streptophyta, Magnoliopsida, Alismatales, Araceae.
AUGGAGCAUCAUCCUAUAAUGUUCCCUCCAGCUUCUUCCUCCCAUCAUUCUUCCGGGCAGUCAGUAUUAUCAUCAAGCAUGCUACAACCCCAGGCUUUUGACAAGCUUCUGGGAGAAACUGCGAGAGGAUUCACAGGCUUAAAGGGGGAGCACGAGGCUGCGAGCUUAGGAUGGACUGGUGGUUAUCCCCGGAUGGAAGCGACUACUGGCUCAGAUGAUGAGAUGAAGGCCGCCAAGAAGAAGGGCGCGAAGAAUGUCCGGAAGCCUAAAUAUGCUUUCCAGACGCGCAGCCAGGUGGAUAUACUCGAUGACGGCUAUCGAUGGAGGAAGUAUGGGCAGAAGGCUGUGAAGAAUAAUAGGUUCCCACGGUAAGCAGCUUUUUGAAGGAUUUGAUCAUUGCGAUUAACUAUGCUAUAUGACAUCUUAGAUAAUUUCAAGUAAAACAGAAAAUCAGAAAUUUACCCUCACUGGCCCAAAUGAUUUCUACUGAUAAUAAUGAGAGGGAGACCGCCGCCGUGCGUGGUGCAACGGCUGUGAAGAUUAGGAUCUCCGAUCAAGAUUGCUCCGAAGCUCAUUUUUCUUCUUAAACUGCCAAUCUUACUGGAUGGAGAGUCUGCUGAAUUGCAUAACUCUCCGGCAAGCUGGCAAUUGGUUGAGCCUUCGUGAGGGUUUCUCCAUGUCUCUCUGUCCUGUCUAGAUUUCCUUCUUUUCGCUUUCUGCCUUUCAGUUCAGCGCGUAUUGAAUUCAGUAACGCGCCUUCCUCGUUUCCAAAACCCCUUGAUGCCGAUUUCAUUGAUUUUUCUUGACUGCAUCCUUUGCUUUGCCUGCAUCUUAGUACCCGAGAUAACGUAGAGGCCUGUGACCAUUCUAUGUGUUGCUGGUGCUGGGAAUUCGUGAUAUGUAGAGGAAUAGCGGCUGCCAUUUACUUUGUAGUUAAGUAUUCGCUAUUUCCUACCAACUCCCAAUAUACAGACAAAUGUGUGCACUUGUAAAGGGGAAAAAUUUAAACUUCGCCUGGAUUGAGGGUCAGCUGUAACGAUGACUUCAUUCAGUAUGUUAGAGACUCGCAAUCAGAAACAUUUCGACCUUGAUCAAUCACCCAUCCAUUCUUCUGACCCAAUACUAGCUUAGACCUUUAUUAGAAGCGUAUUACAAACUCAGUGAAUAUUACAGAAGCCUCUACCUUCCGGAGUUUCAUCUUCAGCCAUCUAUCAUGUCUGCAUGUUUCCGCUUAGGGUCUUUUUUUUCGUAAUUACUCCUGCCAAGAUGAACCCAAGCAGUGUCGAUGAUCUGUGUGACGUACCGACGUUGUUUUUCAUAUUGUACGUUGUUUUGCUGCAGGAGCUACUAUCGGUGUACGCAUCAAGGGUGCAUCGUCAAGAAGCAGGUCCAACGGCUCUCGAAGGACGAGGGUGUGGUGGUGACCACCUACGAAGGAACGCACACACAUCCCAUCGAGAAAUCGAACGACAAUUUUGAGCACAUCUUGAACGAAAUGAAAAUCUUCACAAACUUCUAA